This is a messenger RNA of Pieris macdunnoughi, 330 nucleotides long. Lineage: Eukaryota; Metazoa; Arthropoda; Insecta; Lepidoptera; Pieridae. The record is from the annotation of a GenBank genome assembly.
AUGACAUUAAAUAAGACUAAACCCCUAUCCACACUCUACACGCGGCGACACGAGCGCCAUAAUGUAGGCGCCAGGCGGUGCGCAAGUUUCACCUCGUGUGGCUGUGGCCUUCGCCUCGCCUUGCUGCCACUCCCGCGCUUCUUGUCGAUUUUUGGGGCGAGAGUCAAAGGACACGAGGAGGCGAGGCGAGAGUAUAAAAAAACACUUCUCUCACGCUCACUCACGGAUCACUUCGUUGAAAACUACUUCACUGUAUGGACGCGCGCUGAGUGGAGUAACGAGUUGUGUAUGGCUUUUAUAAACUUUUAUCAAAUGGAACCAAUCAUUUAG